Molecule: messenger RNA, 1494 nt
Organism: Syngnathus acus (greater pipefish)
Lineage: Eukaryota; Metazoa; Chordata; Actinopteri; Syngnathiformes; Syngnathidae
Gene: tspan12
Product: tetraspanin 12
Exons: 7
Coding region: 9-1118 (369 amino acids)
Cellular component (GO): membrane
Source: RefSeq, a predicted model, not a curated record
UCGGGAGGAUGUGCGUGUGCGUGUGUGCGCGCGCACGCCUUGGAGAAACACGUCCACUCGCAAGUAGCACCGGGCAGGCUGGCACCACCUGUUGUUGGCCUUUUUAUUUUUUCCCACUCCAGCAGAGGACGACUGACCGCGCAUUAGUCGGAACCGACCCGGCUAGGCCCACUCCAGCAUGCCGCCGCGCUGGUCUAAAACUUUUCAUGUCCAAAGUGUCCGAUGGCGAGAGAGGACGCCGUGAGAUGCGUGCGUCUUUUUCUCUACACGCUCAACGUGCUCUUCUGGCAGAACCUGAUCCAUGUGUGAACGCGCGCUUGUGCUUACAGCUGAUGUCUGCGUGCAUUCUGGGUGUGGCGGCGUGGAUUCGAGAGUCCCUAAACGCCGUCUUGACUCUGACCGCUCACACCAGGCUGGAGGAGGCGGCGGCGGUGACGUUGGCCCCCGUCGUCCAUCCCGUCCUGGUGGCGGUGUGCUGCUUGCUGCUGAUGGUGGCCAUGUUGGGCGUGUGCGGCACGCUGCGCUGUGACCUCAUGAUGCUGUCCUGGUACUUUGGAAGUCUGCUGGUCAUCUUGUGUGUGGAAUUGGCCAGCGCUCUGUGGACCUAUGAGCAGCCCCCUGUGCAGCGCUCUGACAUGAUCAGUCUAAAGUUCCGCAUGUCCAACUUCGGCCUUGGCCAGCAUCAGUGGCUAACACACACCUGGAACGUCUUUCAGACAGAGUUUGAGUGCUGCGGGGUGAUCUACUUCACGGAUUGGCUGGAGAUGACGGAGAGGGAGUGGCCUCCCGACUCGUGCUGCUCCAAUCAGUAUCCGGGAUGCGCUCGCCGCGCCCACCAGCACGACCUGAGCGAUCUCCACCAAGAGGGUUGCGGGCCGAAGCUGUUGUCGUUCAUCCGCUCGAGCGCGCCGCUGCGAAUACUGCGCUUCCUGGGCGUGGCCUUGGGCGUGGCCCAGAUCCUGGCCAUGGCGCUCACCCUCACGCUGCUCUGGACACUUCACUACGGACGCAAGGGGCCCAAAGAACGGGGAGGCUGGCCGGUGCCGCCGCCCACAAGAGGCGUCCAGGCCCUCGCUCACGGCCGGCCCGCCGAGCGCCACUUGCAAAGCGUCUCCUAGCAUUGUGGCAAACUGUUGAAGUAUCGAAUGUGUGUGUGUGUGAGAAAUGCUCUGUGUUUAUUUCCCAUUGUACAGGAAUGUUCCCAGAGGUUAAAGGUCACAAAGGAAGCGAGUCGAGAGGAAACCAACAGGAGGAGCUUUAAUAAUAGUCGAGACUGGCGUAUUCUCGCCGAGACAAAGGAGGGCAUUUCUUUCUUUCUAUUCAAUGCAAUUUAUUACAACACCGCACACGCUGUCAAUCAUCUCUUGCCCCGCCCGCAUGCACAAGAAUAAGAAGAGAAAAAUCACAAGCAUCAUUAAGACGUACAUGUGAUCAACACGAAUGAUAAGAAGUGAGAUUCUCGGGACACAAGGAAGCUUCACUUUGCAUAUUGAC